Darwinula stevensoni is the source of this 1210-nucleotide messenger RNA. The record is from the annotation of a GenBank genome assembly. Lineage: Eukaryota; Metazoa; Arthropoda; Ostracoda; Podocopida; Darwinulidae.
AUGAGUGCGAAAGCCCAGUUCAAUGAUUAUCUGUUGGGGCUCUACGAAAAGACCAAAUCUCUCAACAACCUAGUGUUCCCGAUAUAUAGGUACGAGAGGCUCGUCGCGGAGAUCAAGGUUGCAAAGAUCAAUGAGCUGAAGCACGAAAAGACCAUCCUCAAGCACUACGACGUCCUACCGUUAGAUGUCAACAAAGGCGGAGGGGGAAUGGCAGCUCCCAGAGCAACAUCUCACAUGUGGCACAUGUCCAGUUGGCGCCAUGCUAAUGCUGAAAACUUUGAGCCCCCAACCUUUGUGAAAGGUACUACAGACAAAUGGGAAGGUGAAGAUGAAGAAGAUGUGAAGGAUACAUGGGAGGAGUUGGGGGAUGAGAAUGAGGAGAAGGAGAAGGAAGAGGGAAAGAAGGAUGAUGAAGAAGGGGAUGGAGUCAGAGCAUUCCAAAGGAAGAAAAAAAAGAAAAUGGUCAAUAUCAUAGCUGAAAAGGAAGCUAAGGAGAAGGCAGAAGAAGAAGAAGAGAAAAAAGAAGAGAAAAAUCCAAAAACGCCUGAAGAUGUCUUUCAGGAGAAGCUGAGGAAACAAAGGCUUCAGGAAGAAGCUGACCUUGCUGAUGGGGUUGGUCAAGAAUUUCCUAGCCUUAAGUCAGAAGAACCAGAACCAUGGGCCAUGUCACUGGAGUCAAAGGAAGAUUUUGAUGCCUUCCAGAAGUCACUUGUAUCACAACUGGAGAAGCACACCAAGUCACCUCUUCUUGUUCCCUUUCUUGAGGAACUCAUGCGAGAGAUUUCCAUUGGAUUGACAGCAGAGGAUGUGAAGAAGCUGGGUGGGACCCUGAAUGCAAUCCAUGCUGAGAAACUGAAGGCAGCCAAGAGCAAAGCCAAAAAGAAAGGGAAGGCAAAAGUCAGCCUCAAAGUUGGCAAAGACCAGGACGAGUAUGGCUAUGUGGGAGGCGAGCUUGAUAAUGAAUACGAUGAUUUCAUCUAGUACUUGGUUCUCCUAGAGAUCUUACGUUUAUUAUUCCUUUUCCAAUUCUUUCGAUUCUGUGGAAUUUUUUUUCAGUGCAUGUGUUUCAGGCCUCCUUUUUUCACCUAUGGGUGAAGGUGUCCAUAUUCUCCAGAUUUUUGUGCCUUCUCAGUUUUGUCUCUCGCCUCAUUGCAUCCCAAAACAAGUUCAGCUUGAAUUAAUAAAGUCAUAUUUCUCCCUAAUUGAGCCC